Talaromyces rugulosus is the source of this 987-nucleotide messenger RNA. RefSeq lists its product as uncharacterized. The coding region runs from base 1 to 987 and encodes 328 amino acids. The record is from RefSeq and is a predicted model, not a curated record. NCBI's taxonomy places the organism in Eukaryota, Fungi, Ascomycota, Eurotiomycetes, Eurotiales, Trichocomaceae. The transcript is spliced from 5 exons.
AUGGCUGACGUCCGGUCCAAGAACCUGUACGAGCUUCUUGGCAAUGACCACGAAUACGAUUCCGACAGAGAGCCGGCUCCUCCUACAAAGACAGUAGACAGGCCAGCCGCUCGUCAUGGAAAGCGUGACGCUCCCAAGGAAGCCCCUGCGGCUCCUGCCCCUGCUGCCGCUCCCCGAGGCGGUGGCCGCGGUGGUCGUGGUGGCCGUGGAGGCAACGACGAUGCCUUCCGUGACCGCAACGCCGGAAGCUACAACAACCGUAACCGCCCCGUCGAUGAAGUGAAGGAGGCUGGACGCCGUGGUUACCGAGGCCGUGACGACCGUGGUGCUCGCACCCGCACUGACCGUCACCCCGUCCGCAACACCCAUACCGAUACCGAGAAGCAGGUCGGCCAAGGCUGGGGUGCAAAGAAGGGCGACGCCGAGUGGAACGACGAAAAGGCCGGUGAGGCCAUCGCCAAGGCCGACGAGAACGAGGCCCAGACUCCUGCCGAGGGAGCUGAGCCCGAAGAGCCCAUCGACAAGUCCAAGUCCUACGCCGACUACAUUGCCGAGCAGGCUGCUACCAAGCGCACUGAGCUUGGUGUGCAGGAAGCCCGUGCCCCUGCUUCAACCGGCAAGGACAAGAAAUGGGAGGCUGCCAAGGAGCUCCGACGCGCCGAAGAGGAGGAUAACUACAUCAAGCCUCAGGAAGAAAAGGGCCGACGCGAGAGACAGCGCAAGGAGAAGAACAUCCUCGACGUUGACAUGCGCUUUGUCGAACAACCUCGCACUCGCGGAACCGGUGGUGGCCCCCGUGGAAGCGGUGGACGCGGUGGUGGACGUGGCCGUGGUGGUGAUCGUCCUGACCGUGGUGAUCGUGCCGAGCGUCCUGAGCGUGCUGAACGUGGUGGACGUGGAGAGAACACCCGCGGCGGCCGUGCUGGCGGCUCUGGUCCUACCGUUACCGUUGACGAGAAAAACUUUCCCAGCUUGGGAAGCAAGUAA